CGCGGCAACGCCAGCGACAAGCGCGACAUUUGUUCUCUCUUUCCAUUGAUAACGGUAAAGGGUGAUUAGUUUGUUAAUCACCAAUAUCAGCGCACAGUCAAUGGAAUUACAACUGGAAGAAACAGUUAAACACAUUUCGGCAUUUAGUUGAGCACRGCAGCUGGCUGUGUAAGAAAGGAGCUCGUUUGUCUCUAUUCAGCUACCAAAUCCAUUUAGUUCGGGUUCCAACAUGGUUUCGGUAAAGGCGCUGAAGAGGAGUAUGGUCGCACGUUUGAUAAUUGCGAUCACAUUCUUCUCCUGUGGAUUCGGUUGUAAUAUCGUACAAUGUCUGCUAAUGUUAUUCAUCAAGCCCUUUAGCCCGAGUCUAUACAGAAGUUUAAUAUACUAUCCCCUGUAUGCAUUCUACUCACAGAUGGUCGUCCUUGCGGAAUGGUAUGGGGGCGGUAGAUUGCACCUCUAUAUGGACAGCGAGGACUUCAAGCAUGCUGGCAAGGAGCAUGGCGUAGUCUUAAUGAAUCACUAUUACGAAAUUGAUUGGCUUGUGCUCUGGAUGCUCCUCGAUAAACUGAAAAUGUUGGGCACAUCGAAAGCAUUUGCCAAGAAGCCAAUUCGGUAUUUGCCAGUGCUCGGUUGGGCCUGGUGGAUGGCGGAGUUUGUGUUCCUCAAUCGUGAUUUUGAGAAGGAUAAGGCGAUUAUUGCCAAACAGCUAAAAAUCAUCUAUUCCUAUCCGAAACCUGUUUGGUUGCUUCUCACAGCGGAGGGCACACGCUUCACGCCCGCCAAGCACGAGGUCGCCCUGAAAUUUGCCAAGGAGAAGGGCUUGACGCCACUCAAGUAUCAUUUGAUACCACGCACGAGAGGAUUCACCACCAGCUUGCCCACAUUGCGUAGCAUCUGCCCGGCCAUCUACGACAUGAAUGUGGCAUUCAAAGCGGACUCAGACGUGCCUGUAAAUCUAAAUUCGGUCUUGACUGGCGAGACACUGAAUCCGUACAUCCUUGUCCGACGCUUCCCCACGGAGAAAAUCCCAACGGACGAGAAGGAGGCCGCUGCCUGGCUGCAUAACCUCUAUGUAGAAAAGGAUCGUAUAAUCGAGAGCUUCCACGAGUCGGGCAGCUUCUUCAAGACRUCGGGCAUCAAGGAAAUGCCCUGCACCGUCUUCGAGCCACGCCCCAUCAGUCUGCUCGUCUUCAGCACCAUAGGCAUCUCCUCAAUUGGCUCCCUCAUCUAUUAUCUGAUCGUAUCAUUGCUGAGUGCCAACUUGGGUGGCGUCAUCUUUGUAGUAGCUCUAGUCGUGCUAUUUUGGGUGUUGUUGAGAAAAGCAGACAACGUUACGCAGGUCAGCAAAGGAUCCGACUAUGGCGUCUCCGAUAGCAAAGCGAAAACCAAUUAAGUUUUAACCGGGUUCUUUUAAACGGGGAUUUAGGCACUAUGUACAUGCAUUUAUAUGUAUAUUUCUUGUUAACGAUUUUUAUAAACGAUUUGAUAAGUUAAAUAAAGAAUUGAAAAGU
Molecule: messenger RNA, 1511 nt
Organism: Drosophila arizonae
Lineage: Eukaryota; Metazoa; Arthropoda; Insecta; Diptera; Drosophilidae
Product: 1-acyl-sn-glycerol-3-phosphate acyltransferase gamma-like
Cellular component (GO): endomembrane system
Molecular function (GO): 1-acylglycerol-3-phosphate O-acyltransferase activity
Source: RefSeq, a predicted model, not a curated record